GAAGAACUAGACUGCAGUUAUCGGCUACAUUUUGACUGGCCAUGGUUAUAGUAUGAAAAACGUGUUAAUACAAUUCACCAUCAAUCAUGAUUUUGUCUCGAAUGAAGCCUGCAGUCUGGGGUGAGACCGCCGUUAACUCAACUGAGAAAAAAAGAAAAAAUAAAACGAAAAAGACUCCACGCUUAGAAGACUAUCUCAGCCAAAGAGACUAUCUGGGAGCCCUCACACUGUUGGAGUUCCAACGGAAUGGAGGUGUGGUGGAGGACAAUGCAGACCUUUGGGUUGGAUACUGUGCAUUUCACCUGGGAGACCACAAGAGAGCUAUGGAAGAGUACAAGAGCCUGGCUGCUAGGCCAGACUGCCCGGCUGACGUCUGGGUCUACCUUGGAUGCUCCCUCUUCUUUCUGGGUCUUUACAAAGAGGCAGAGGAGGUUGCAUUCAAAGGGCCAAAGAGCCAACUCCAAAACCGCCUACUCUUUCAUUUGGCCCACAAGUUUAGUGAUGAGAAGAAGCUGAUGGGAUUCCACCAGAACCUGGAGGAUGUUACAGAGGACCAGCUGAGCUUGGCCUCCAUCCACUACAUGCGCUCCCACUACCAGGAGGCCAUCGAAAUCUACAAACGCAUCCUGCUGCAGGACAGGGAGUUAUUGGCGCUGAAUGUGUAUGUAGCUCUGUGCUACUAUAAACUGGAUUACUAUGACGUGUCCCAGGAGGUGCUGGCUGUGUACUUGCAGAGCAUUCCAGACUCCACCAUUGCCCUCAACCUCAAAGCCUGCAACCACUUCAGACUGUACAACGGCAAGGCAGCUGAGGCAGAGCUGAAGAACCUGAUUGAUAUCUCCUCUAGCUCGUUUGAGUUUGCUAAGGAGCUAAUCCGCCACAACCUGGUGGUGUUCCGUGGGGGGGACGGCGCCUUGCAGGUCCUGCCCCCUCUCAUUGACGUCAUCCCCGAGGCACGACUAAACCUGGUCAUCUACUACCUCCGACAAGAUGAUGUUCAAGAAGCAUACAAUCUCAUCAAAGACCUGGAGCCCACAACCCCUCAAGAAUACAUCCUUAAAGGUGUGGUGAAUGCAGCACUGGGACAGGAAAUUGGAUCUAGGGACCAUUUAAAGAUUGCUCAGCAGUUUUUCCAGCUGGUUGGAGGCUCUGCCAGUGAAUGUGACACCAUCCCAGGACGCCAGUGCAUGGCAUCUUGCUUCUUCUUGCUGAAGCAGUUUGAGGAUGUGCUCAUCUACCUCAACUCAGUCAAGAGCUACUUCUACACUGAUGACACAUUCAACUUUAACUAUGCACAGGCCAAGGCUUCCUUAGGGAACUACAAAGAAGCUGAGGAGGUGUUUCUGCUUAUCCACAGUGACAAGAUCAAGAAUGACUAUGUUUAUCUGAGUUGGCUGGCCCGCUGUUACAUAAUGAACCAAAAGGCUCGGCUGGCAUGGGAGCUCUAUCUAAAAAUGGAGACCUCGUCUGAGUCCUUCAGCCUCCUGCAACUCAUAGCCAACGACUGCUACAAGAUGGGGCAGUUCUACUACGCCGCAAAGGCGUUUGAUGUUCUGGAGCGGCUAGACCCGAACCCCGAAUACUGGGAAGGGAAGCGGGGGGCCUGCGUGGGAAUCUUCCAGCUCAUCCUGGCCGGUCGAGAGCCCAGAGAGAGUCUGAAGGAAGUGUUGCCCAUGCUGCGCAUCACUGGCAAUCCGCAGGUGGAAUACAUCAUCCGCAUCACGAAGAAAUGGGCCAAAGACAACAGAGUGGCACUCUGAUUUCACACAUGCUGUAUGACGCACCCAAGCAUUCGCUACUAUACACGUGAUGAAUGUUUAUUAUAAGCAAAAAUGUGAUCGGUUUUGUAAAAUCAUUUAUCUAAACCUAGGUGAUGUGUAUUUUAUAAUUAUAAUGGAAUAGAAUCAUUCAUAUUUUUGUAAAGAAAAGCACGAACAUGUAAGGUUUUAAAAUUAUUCUAUAUAAAUGCUUUAAAACCCAGAUGCAAAUUAAUAUGCUAUCACGUCAUUAAUAAACAUUGUAGCAAUGUU
Messenger RNA from Electrophorus electricus (electric eel), 2030 nucleotides. RefSeq names its product intraflagellar transport 56 (gene ift56). Gene Ontology annotation, biological process: intraciliary transport involved in cilium assembly; intraciliary anterograde transport. The record is from RefSeq and is a predicted model, not a curated record. Lineage: Eukaryota; Metazoa; Chordata; Actinopteri; Gymnotiformes; Gymnotidae. Gene Ontology annotation, cellular component: ciliary basal body; intraciliary transport particle B; ciliary base. Gene Ontology annotation, molecular function: protein binding; intraciliary transport particle B binding.